Molecule: messenger RNA, 2671 nt
Organism: Actinia tenebrosa (Australian red waratah sea anemone)
Lineage: Eukaryota; Metazoa; Cnidaria; Anthozoa; Actiniaria; Actiniidae
Product: G protein-coupled receptor 52
Biological process (GO): G protein-coupled receptor signaling pathway
Cellular component (GO): plasma membrane
Molecular function (GO): G protein-coupled receptor activity
Source: RefSeq, a predicted model, not a curated record
CUGAGAGUAAUGCAGCCAGAGUGAUGUAUUAGUUUAUCAUUAGUUUUAAACAAACUGACUGGCAAUUGAGUUAGGAAAUGAAGUUUUAUAUUCAGUUCUAAGUUUGGCAUGAAUAGAGUGCCUUCCGUCUCAGGCUGAUUAUUUGAUAAUACUUUUCAGAUACAGGUACGUUAUCUGGUGUUAGCAUCGAUCAGUCGACGCAUGCAGACUCGGCAAUGGAUGUAGACUAAAAGGGUUUGAAAAAUGAAUGGAUCUUCAUUCAGAUGGACCAGGAGAGCGAAACAUCCUUCAACGAUCCAAGUAGAUGUCUCCGGACUCAUAACGAUUCUCUUGGAAGCUGCGACAUUCGUUGGCAACGUACUGCCGGCACUAGCUGUAUUUUUUAUCAAGAAGGCUCGCAACAGAACCGUCACCGACUACUUCGUCGGGGCUCUAGCCGUCAACGAUCUAUUUUCAGUUGCUAUUCCUCUAGGUCUUGGUAUACCGACACUGUUGAUGGGACAUUGGGUCGGUACUAAGCUCGGAUGCCAGCUUUAUCAAGUUGGUAUUUUUUGGUUCCAGAUAAACGCCAUGCUCUUGGUGACGAGCAUGUCUCUUGACCGCUACCUUGCUUUGAUCAAGCCAGUAUACUACAGAAGGGCAGUGAUAAGGAAGAUCCACCGCGUCAAAGUCUUGAUUGGAAUCCUUUGUUGCACUGCUCUUGUCAUAUCGAGUAUGCCUCUGAUGAAACUCGCCAACAAUGGCAUCCGAGUGCCAUUCACCUACUGCCCUUGUAUUUUCAUCUCAAAAGCUUCCACUUUUCAAGAACGGAUCUACCCAUCAUUCGUACUUAUCCUAGGAUCUUCAACCCUGGUAAUAGUUUUUGUAUGUAACUUUGUGGUGAUCAAGGUUCUGAAAGAUUUUAAAGGUCGCUUUCCACGGGGAAGCCUGAGCUUCGAGUCUUCGUGUACCGGGAGACUAGAUCGGCCAUCUGUAGUCGUCUUUAGCAAGCUCGUUUUCGUUUUAGGGACGCUGUUUUAUCUAACCUGGACUCCAGUAAUGGUUUUAUUAUUGCUCAAUCAACUAGACCAAGAAAUUAACGAACUAACAGCAGUGUACGCCUUAUCAAGCCUCACCAUCAAUUCUCUACUCCAUCCACUCGUGUACGGGAUAUUCAGCAUUCAGUUUCGACAAAGUUACUGGAAGAUUCUACGUCUUCUGGUACCAUGCCUUGGUGUUCAUCCGCCUUGUAAUCGGCAUAGACAUCAUCGAAUGAGCAAGCGGUGUGUUUUAAGGGAAACUUUACGCCUUGAAAAAACACAAGAACUUGCCCCAUGAAGUGAAGUUUAGCUUGGAGGUCGUUAGCUCGUUCGUAUCACCAGAAGAGAAAGGAAUCGAAAUAAAAAACAGUGGUAAUGAAUAAGAAGAAGAAGCAGAAGAAGAAAAAGAGAAGAUCGAAAAAUUCUUAAUAAGGGUGGUUAUUUUGUUACUGGAUAAAUGAAUAAGUAUUGAGUAAAAGAAAGAAGUUUGGGAGGAAGAACCUUAGAAGUUACGUAAUAUCAAAAUAGAUCGCCUGAACACUUUCUGCAUUGAAGCGCUUUUCUUAAAGUCCAAAGCCAUUUUGAGUAGUCAACUAUUGCUAAUUCUCCCUUGUCCGGCUUAUCUCCAGUGUAAUAUAAUUCUACAGCACAGCUGACAACGCAAUACAAUAAAAACAAUACCAGCUUUACAAUCAAUAGGAAGAGUCACAAUAGAUAUAACAAAAGACCAGUAUAAAUUGUAUUCAACUGGAGAUAACCUCCAGAUUCUCUCUGGCUGUGUAUCGUACCCCUCGAAGGGUUUACGCGAUAGGGGUAUCAGUGACUAGUUUAUCUAGAUUAGAUAGAUGGAGUUUAGUAGAGCAUCUAUAAGUGACGGGGCCACAAUUCAAGGCUCCCAACUCGAGCUUUUCAAUUACCAAAUACUGAUAUUCAAACAUUAAACGAGGGGUAAUUAGGUGGCACCGCCCCUUUUCGUGCCCUCAACUGAUUAGGUAAAGAACAUGAAAAUCUCUUUGCCAGAACCAGACCCCGGUUGUACCGAGGGUGGAUAGCGCUAUCCAACGAGUAAAUCCCUUAUCCAGUGGAUAAAUCAAUGCUGUUAUCCAAUAAAUUUAUCACGACCUUGCUCUGGAAACUCUCGAAGUGCUAGGAUCAAUGUUUGGUAAGCGAUUUGAGAUCCUUAGCAGAACAAGACAGAAGAUAAAACAACAAACAGCUACAGAAAAACACGUGAGUCUUUAAUAACAGAUGAUUAGAAAACGUAACACUGAACUAGGAAUAAACAUCGAAAAAAGUUGUUUCAGGGACCAUACAAUAGACAUCCUCGGCUCUGACGUAAUGCUUUCCCAUUUCAGACCACCUGUCAUUCCCUAGAGUAUCAUUUCUUUGUUUAAGGUUUGCGCUCGCUUGCACAUGAGAAGACACAUGAAUAUGGAUACAACUCAAACGAAGAAUAUUAUUCUCAAGGGAAUGACACGUGGUCUGAAAUGCGACAACAUUACGUUCGAGCGCUCCAGAGCCGAGGAGUUCUAUUAAUGAUAAUUAUGGGCCAAAAUUGUUUUACUUUAUAUUCAGCUUAAGCAACUGAGAUUGCGAUCACAUGCUUCACUUGAAAUUAAAGUAAGGCAAUGUUUUUCAUUGGCUAUUACGUU